Messenger RNA from Ectocarpus sp. CCAP 1310/34, 666 nucleotides. Lineage: Eukaryota; Phaeophyceae; Ectocarpales; Ectocarpaceae. The record is from the annotation of a GenBank genome assembly.
AUGCUGUUUGGGUAUGGCUUUGUGGGGGUGUCUGACACCCCUGAGGGACUGCAAAUGCAAACUGAUGCGGCGAAGGAGUUUUCUGAUAAGUGGAGAUUGUCUGCCAAUGUUAAGAAGAGUGUCGUCAUGGUAUGCAACGAGAACAGGGAGGAACCACGGAAAAGGCCAAAGCACGAGCAGACGGAGAGCGUAAUCGUACCGCCGCUAGAGUACGCCGGAGAAGUAUGGGAAGGAAAUAAGAAGGUAGUGAAAGAGCUCGAGGCGGCGCAGAUGAAAGCAGCGAAAGUCAUCCUAGGAUGCUCCAAGCGCACAAGUAAUGCGGCCGUCAGGGCAGAACUGGGGAUCCAAUCCCUACGGUCGGGACGAGACGCGAGGAAGCUGACAUGGCAGUAUCGCAUGUGCGGGAUGGGAGAGGAGAGGUUACCGAGAAUUGCAUGGGAGGCGAAGUGGGCAAACAACAAGAGGGGUAGACAACCCACGGAGUGCGUCAAGGUUGUAGGUGACGUAUGGAAAGGGUUCGAAAUCGACGAAGACAAUGCGCUGGAUACGGAGGGUCUAAAGGGUUUCAAGGAGAACAUGUCUGUUGCUUUUGCCGAGAGAGAACAGAAUCUAAGAAAAGAAACCAAGGAUAAGGAGGGCAUAGAGGUGUACGGAAUGUUGAAAUAA